AUGACGUGUUUUAAGCUCCCCGUGUUGUUGUGUGAUCGGAUACAGUCAGCUCUAACCAGAUAUUGGUGGGACGGAAAUGAUGGGAGCAGAAAGAUGGCAUGGGUCUCAUGGACAAAAAUGACCCAACCAAAGGCUAAGGGCAGCCUGAACUUCAAGGAUUUCCAGAGCUUUAACGAUGCGUUCUUAGCAAAGUUAAGCUGGAGACUAAUCAACAAUCCCCACUGUCUCUUGAGCAGAGUGCUAAAAGGAAAAUAUUUUGCCGACGAGACCUUUCUAACAGCAUCACAUAAGUCAGUAGAAUCUCAUGGCUGGAAGGGACUUUUGGUGGGACGGGACCUCAUCUGUAGUAAUGCUGGAUGGGCUGUUGGGAAUGGCGAGUCGAUUCACGUAUGGACAGACUCUUGGCUGAGCAAUACCGAGCAACUCCGACCCAUGGGACCAGCACCAGAAAACCAACAAGACCUUAUGGUGGCUCAUCUCCUUCUACCAGACAAAUCGGAUUGGGACAGAGAAGCUAUACGCCGAGUGAUCCCACAUGAGGAAAGCAAAAUCGUAAGUCUGAAACCUAGCCGAACUGGAGCACCUGAUAAACUCAUUUGGUUAGGCACCAGGUCUGGAGAUUAUACUACAAAGUCGGGUUACAGAAUAGCUCUGGAAAGGAAGGACAAUGCGGAAGCAAACCACGCAGGCGACAAGUUUGAUUGGCAAAAAGGAGUGUGGAAACUACACACUGUGCCAAAAAUAAAGCUUUUCCUCUAG
Messenger RNA from Brassica oleracea var. oleracea, 759 nucleotides. RefSeq lists its product as uncharacterized. NCBI's taxonomy places the organism in Eukaryota, Viridiplantae, Streptophyta, Magnoliopsida, Brassicales, Brassicaceae. The transcript has a single exon. The record is from RefSeq and is a predicted model, not a curated record. Bases 1 to 759 code for a protein of 252 amino acids.